Molecule: messenger RNA, 1170 nt
Organism: Camellia sinensis
Lineage: Eukaryota; Viridiplantae; Streptophyta; Magnoliopsida; Ericales; Theaceae
Source: RefSeq, a predicted model, not a curated record
AUGAAGACAGUUUACAAUGUACGACAUCGAUGUAGGGUUCUACAGAAAGCUGGUAGAUGCCAGAUGGAACAACUGUUGGGUGAAUUAGCGAAACAUAAGUACAUUGACCGUCAUCGAUGUGAGGAAGGCUCUAUGACUGUCACAGACUUUUUUUGGGCACAUCCAGUGAGUUUGGAUUUGCUUCGUACAUUCCCUUGUGUGUUGAUUAUGGAUUGCACGUAUAAGACCAAUAGAUAUCUGCUUCCUCUUCUUGAAAUUGUGGGAAUAACAUCAACUCAUAUGACAUUCUCCGUGGCUAUCGCAUACUUGCAAACUAAGCGGGUUGAUAAUUAUGCAUGGGCGUUACAAACAUUGCGUGAUCUUAUGGACGACAGUGUUUUACCUGAAGUCAUUGUCACAGACAAAGAGCUUGCUUUGAUGAAUGCCAUUGACAACACCUUUUCGAAUGCUCGACAUUUGGUUGAGAGUGCUCAUGCUAGAUUGAAGAGGCAAUUAGGUUCAAGUCAAACGACAUUUGAGAUUUCAUUUGAAAAAAUACAUUGUCUACUUGAGUUGCAGCACAUUCAAGUUAAAGCAUCAUUCGAGAAAAGUUUGACAACUGUGCAACAUCAAUUCAAACCUUCUCAAUUCAGAGAGCUCUGGGGUAAUGUGUCUAUUUGUGCAUUGGAGUACGUGUUGGCAGAGAGUAAGAGAGCAAAUUCAGCUGGAAUUGAUGUUGCAACAUAUUACAUGAGACAAGACCGUCAUAUUCCACUCAGUAGCAUACAUGUACAUUGGACGUGCCUUACUAUAUGUGUGCAUAAUCCAAAGGAACAGAAGUUGGAAUUGACUUGUAUCCCAGAACUUGAGUUGAUUUUGAAGCGGUUCAAAGAGUCUGAUAUUGCCAUGCAAUUGGAUAUGUUGAAGAAGUUGAGGGAAAUUGCAAAUCCAGCGAGCACUUUUCUUAUUGAGCCCGAUGUGAAACCUAAUCCACGUCGAGGACAUAAGAAAAUUGAUAUAUCUUGUCGUCGUGACCCGUGUGCAUUUGAGUUGGUUGACGAUGGGCAUGAUAGCCAGAGCACAUUAGCUUCUAGUCAGUCAAAGAAAAAGAGAACUUCAAAAGUGCAUAAGAAGAAACAGUUUCAUAUUUUGAAAAUAGCCCAGGCUUUGAUCGUUGAUGACUAUGCCUGA